Molecule: messenger RNA, 510 nt
Organism: Orbicella faveolata
Lineage: Eukaryota; Metazoa; Cnidaria; Anthozoa; Scleractinia; Merulinidae
Product: alpha-actinin-like
Molecular function (GO): calcium ion binding; protein binding
Source: RefSeq, a predicted model, not a curated record
CAUUAUGCAUUGUACAUGUCAAAGUGUAAUUCUAGUUGGUAUAUUUUGUUGUUACUUCCAAUAAAGGAACAACUGAAAGCUGUCCAAGGGCUUGAACGAGAUGUUGCUGGCUACAAACCUCAAAUGGAUGAACUAGAGUUGGUGCACCAAGAUGUCCAAGAAGCACUAAUCUUUGAAAACCCCCACACAGAAUUCACAAUGGAAGCUCUCCGAGUGAACUGGGAACAACUGCUGACUGCCAUUGCGAGAAACAUCAAUGAAGUUGAAAACCAGAUUCUUAUGAGGGAUUCUAAAGGCAUCUCUGACGACCAGAUGAAGGAAUUCCGUAACUCGUUCAACUUCUUUGACAAAGAUGAAAAUAUGCGACUUGAGCCUCACGAAUUCAAACAAUGCUUGGUUAGUUUAGGAUACAACCUGAAGGAAGGAGACAAGGUUUGUUAAUUAGACUAACGUGUCAUGCAUUUGCUAGUCUCCUCCGCAGCCGUUUUUUGGGGGGAUGUCACGCAACGC